Blastomyces dermatitidis ER-3 is the source of this 987-nucleotide messenger RNA. RefSeq lists its product as uncharacterized. Bases 1 to 987 code for a protein of 328 amino acids. The record is from RefSeq and is a predicted model, not a curated record. The transcript is spliced from 4 exons. NCBI's taxonomy places the organism in Eukaryota, Fungi, Ascomycota, Eurotiomycetes, Onygenales, Ajellomycetaceae.
AUGGGAGGACCCAACCUGUCUGAUUUGAGAAAUGCAUAUGCAUCCAAAGAGAAGCCAGUUACAGUUUCAGUAGUUCCAAUUCUUGACAGUGAUAUCAGUGACCUUAAAUGUGUUGGAGGGGAUUAUUCAUUUGGAAAUCUUGCUCCCUUAACUGAUGGCACACUUGCUUCUACCAGACCAGAUCACUUCUAUGGAGCUCGGGGUAUGCAUGCUCUCCAGUCAUACCAACAAGAUGGAUUGGGCUCAACUUAUGACAACAGUGCUUACACUCUUACAUCAACUUAUCAUGGCGGUACACUCAAGCUAUACACAACUCAUCUCACUGAGUCCAAAGGCUCAGGUGAUCGCCCUGAAUAUAUUAUGACCCAACUCAAUACUUGGGGCAUGACUGGGAACUUGAUAGCAAAUGAAACAUACUCAAAUGCUCAAUCUCAGCUUCUUCAUUCAAGAUCUCAACACCAGAUGGGCUCUGAGGCAGCUCCUACCGUGGAUGACUCUGAUGUAUCGACGUUGUCUGACGAAGCAGAAUAUUCGAAGGCGCAAUGGAGCUUCGCAGCCCCAACCGAAGAAGGGGAAGAAGAGAUUCUGAGCAGGAAUUCCAAGAGGCCGAGAGUGGAGACCAUGACCUGCACCAGGCCAGCUUCCCUUUUGGGGGUUGAUCAAACUGCAUGGAAGAUCCAUCGUCUUUCGGGGAGUGAGGGGAAGGUUGGCAUUUGGGGGUUGGGUUGCAAUGUAGCAGCUAAUGGCAGGGAUAUUGUCCGGGUGACAGGCACGAAAAAUGAUGCGUCAAGCUUAUGUGAAAUUAAAUUCAACUUCCAUGAAUAUUCCGCGCCUUGCGCCCGAAUACAUGCCGGGGGGAAAGUUAAUCGAGCCCUGAAAUUUUCAAUCCUACUACAUCUGCUUGGCCAGAAUCACCAGAGUGUUCGGGCACCAACAUCUCCUCGGAAUAAUUGGUACCGACGGUCCGGAAUGAUCUUCACCAGCUAG